ACCUGCUUGUCUUCUGUCUGCUCGUCUUGCAUUGCCCGCCUAGUUAUCCUCUCACCUAGAAAUUAGCCUCUAUCAUCUCUCUAAAAAAAUUCAGCCAUGGCCACAGAAAGCUUUGGAUUCCAAGCUGAGAUUAGCCAGCUGCUUGACCUCAUCAUUAAUACCUUCUACAGCAACAAGGAGAUCUUCCUUCGUGAAAUUAUCUCCAAUUCCUCAGAUGCUCUCGACAAAAUCCGCUAUGCUUCCCUGACCGAUCCCUCCGUCCUCGACUCCGAAAAGGACCUCUAUAUCCGGAUCAUCCCUGACAAGGAGAACAAGGUCCUUUCCAUCCGCGAUACCGGUAUCGGUAUGACCAAGUCCGACCUCGUCAACAACUUGGGUACAAUCGCCAAGUCUGGUACUAAGGGCUUCAUGGAGGCACUUAGCUCUGGAGCUGACAUUUCGAUGAUUGGUCAGUUUGGUGUCGGUUUCUACUCAGCAUACCUCGUCGCCGAGCGCGUACAAGUCAUCUCGAAACACAAUGAUGACGACCAGUACAUCUGGGAGUCUGCCGCUGGUGGCACCUUCACCAUCACUCCGGACACCGUGAACCCACCUCUUGGGCGUGGUACCGAGCUCCGUCUCUUCCUCAAGGAAGACCAAUUGGAAUACCUCGAGGAAAAGAAGAUCAAGGACAUCGUCAAGAAGCACUCUGAGUUCAUCUCGUACCCCAUUCAGCUUGCAGUGACGAAGGAGGUCGAGAAGGAAGUCGAGGACGAAGAGGAAGAGAAAGAAGAGAAAGAGGACGAAGACAAGGAGAAGCCUAAAGUCGAGGAGGUCGACGAAGAUGAGGAGAAGGACAAGGGCAAGAAAAAGAAGACCGUUAAGGAGAAGACCGUUGAGAACCAAGAACUCAACAAGACGAAGCCAUUAUGGACUCGCAACCCCUCUGAGAUCACUCAAGAGGAGUACGCAUCCUUCUACAAGAGCUUGUCAAACGACUGGGAAGACCAUCUCGCUGUGAAGCACUUCUCCGUUGAGGGUCAGCUCGAGUUUAAGGCUAUUCUCUUCAUUCCAAGACGCGCGCCUUUCGAUCUCUUCGAGUCAAAGAAGAAGCGCAACAACAUCAAGCUCUAUGUCCGCCGUGUCUUCAUCAUGGACGACUGUGAGGACCUCAUACCUGAGUACCUCAACUUCGUCAAGGGUAUCGUCGACUCCGAAGAUCUACCUCUCAACAUUUCGCGUGAGACGCUCCAGCAGAACAAGAUUCUCAAGGUCAUCCGUAAGAACAUCGUCAAGAAGUGCCUUGACCUCAUCCAGGAAAUCUCUGAGGACAAGGAGAACUUCAAGAAGUUCUACGAGGCAUUCGGCAAGAACAUGAAACUCGGUAUCCACGAGGACGCGCAGAACCGCAGCAAGCUUGCUGAGUUCUUGCGCUUCUACUCGACGAAGUCAACCGAGGAGCAGAUCUCUCUUAAGGACUACAUAACUCGUAUGCCUGAGAUUCAGAAGUCCAUCUACUACUUGACCGGCGAGUCCCUCAACGCCGUCAAAGACUCACCGUUCCUUGAGGCCCUCAAGAAGAAGAACUUCGAGGUUCUGCUGCUCGUUGACCCCAUUGACGAGUACGCUAUCACCCAGCUCAAAGAGUUCGAGGGCCACAAGCUCGUCUGCGUAUCGAAGGAGGGUCUUGAACUUGAGGAGACUGAAGAAGAGAAGAAAGAGCGCGAGGGCGAAGCAGCUCAGUUCGAGGAUCUUUGCAAGGUCGUAAAAGACGCACUCGGCGACAAGGUCGAGAAGGUCGUCAUCUCCAACCGUGUCACCGACUCACCAUGUGUGCUCGUCACCGGCCAGUUCGGUUGGUCAGCCAACAUGGAACGAAUUAUGAAGGCACAAGCACUCCGUGACUCCUCGAUGUCAUCAUACAUGGCAUCGAAGAAGACUCUCGAGCUCAACCCCCACAACCCGAUCGUCAAGGUCCUCAAGAGCAAGGUCGCCGAAGACAAGGCUGACAAGUCUGUCCGAGACCUUACAUACCUGCUCUUCGAGACUGCACUCCUCACCUCUGGCUUCGUGCUUGACGAGCCAACUUCGUUCGCCAAGCGUAUCCACCGUAUGAUCGCUCUCGGCUUAGACGUUGAGGAAGAAGAGGCACCUGCUGCACCUGCUGUUGAGGAGACCGCUGCACCCGCUGCGGAACCUGCUGCUGCAUCCGCAAUGGAAGAGAUUGACUAGAGAGUUAUCUUACAGCUAGCUAUCUUUGUUAGUCUGCUUUUUCUUUGUACCUUUACGACUCGGGCAUUUGUUGUCAUGCAAUAACUUCUACGCAUUUGUUUCAUUAUAUUUCUGCACGAAUAAAAUUUCAUUCCG
Messenger RNA from Fomitiporia mediterranea MF3/22, 2346 nucleotides. RefSeq names its product HSP90-domain-containing protein. The record is from RefSeq and is a predicted model, not a curated record. Gene Ontology annotation, biological process: protein stabilization; protein folding; cellular response to heat. Gene Ontology annotation, molecular function: ATP hydrolysis activity; ATP-dependent protein folding chaperone; ATP binding. The transcript has 6 exons. NCBI's taxonomy places the organism in Eukaryota, Fungi, Basidiomycota, Agaricomycetes, Hymenochaetales, Hymenochaetaceae. Gene Ontology annotation, cellular component: cytosol; protein-containing complex; plasma membrane. The coding region runs from base 97 to 2211 and encodes 704 amino acids.